AUGAAGAGAAAUAAAGCAAAGAAGGAAAAGAAAACUGGUUCCUCGAGCACUGUUGCGAGUGUGAAGCUGAUAAUUCAUUUUCAGCUGCACGGAUAUUUCGAGUAUAUACGACGUGAUGUUUUGGUGAGCCAUAUACAGCCGCAGGACGAGCUUCAGCUUGUACUGAGCCUUACGAUCACUUUUGACACUGUCACUAAAAGCAGUCAGACUCCACGCCUCACUGGUAUUCCUGAAGCACGUCCAGCUGAGAUUGCACGCGAUUUGGAAGCAAUUUACAAGGAGGGACGGCUCACGGACUUUACAAUUGUUGCGGGUGAUCGUGAGCUGCCAGCGCAUCAAGUGAUACUCUCCGCACGUUCGCCAGUGUUUGCAGCUAUGUUGGAACCCCAUACGGACGAAGCAAAAAAUAGCCGUGUCGUCUUUCGAGAUAUUGAUUUCGAGGUUUUGGCGCCAAAAUUAAUAACCCCGGGACCACAAACAGUAAUGUUUUGGUGCCAAAAUUACCAUGCAACGUAUCAAACAGUAAUGCAAUGGGCACUUUUAACAGCAAGGCUCCCCAGAACAGAGUUGCACAAGCGUCAGCUGGACAGGGUUGGAGUUACGACCGAACAGAAUUGCAUAAGCGUUCGCUAG
Gongylonema pulchrum is the source of this 633-nucleotide messenger RNA. The record is from the annotation of a GenBank genome assembly. Lineage: Eukaryota; Metazoa; Nematoda; Chromadorea; Rhabditida; Gongylonematidae.